CUCCAAAUCUUCAGGACUACUGAAGCUUCCUCUGUAAUAACCAUGGAAAGAGAAAAGAAAGACGAGACCCUUUCUUCUUCCACUUUCUCUCUCUCCUCUCUGCACCGCCUAACAGAAACCCUUGAUAUAUAUAUAUAUAUAUAUAUAUAUAUAUUACCAUUGAAUUCAUAAUUCAUUCAUGUAAUUUUCAAACACAAUCAUUCGUUCAUUUCCAUUCUUUUCUUCCUAGAAUUUCAGGUUGAUCUAAAUUAUAGCACCCACGGAAUAUUUUCAUUCAAGCUUCACUUUCUGAUCAAUAUAAACGAAUUAUAGCCAUGUCUCUAACCAAUUUGCAGUGUUUCAUUACUCUGGAUAAGUCUUCAUCAGACGCUAAACAAUCCUUUUUCCUAUUGUUCGAAAUGGUUGAUUUAUUGUUGUUUCAUAGAUUUUUCAAUUGGGUCAGGAGCAUGCAAAGUUUUUUCUUCAGAUUCUGGUAUUUUCUCCUUUUCUCUGGCUCAUCGGAGAUUCGAGAAGGAAAGCAGAACCUCGAUUUCAACUUCUCCAAGCAGGAAAUUUCAGUGAAAGAUGAUGAUGAUGAUGGGGAUGGACUUCGCAGAGGAGAUGUGGAGAUGGUGAUGAGAAAUUUGGGACUUUUUUGCAGCCCAGAAUCUGGCGAGGAGCUUGAAGAGAGGUUCGGCUCCAAUGAGCUUUUAGGGUUGUUUGAGGAAAAGGAGCCGAGCUUGUGGGAGGUGAAGGAAGCUUUUGAUGUGUUUGAUGAGAACAGAGACGGGUUUAUUGAUGCAGAGGAGUUGCAGAGAGUUUUCUGUAAUUUAGGGUUGAUGAAGCAUGGAUCAGAAUUGGAAAAAUGCAAGAAGAUGAUCGGAAGCUAUGAUGAAAAUGGCGAUGGAAGGAUAGAUUUAAAUGAGUUUGUGAAAAUAAUGGAGAACAGCUUCUGUUGAAUUAUACUUUCAAUAAAACGUUCUUUUCCAUCUCUCUUGUUUGCCAAUUCAAUAUGCCAUCAAAUAUUGUUUA
Messenger RNA from Carica papaya (papaya), 1011 nucleotides. Its product is annotated as Calcium-binding EF-hand family protein. NCBI's taxonomy places the organism in Eukaryota, Viridiplantae, Streptophyta, Magnoliopsida, Brassicales, Caricaceae. The record is from RefSeq and is a predicted model, not a curated record. Gene Ontology annotation, molecular function: calcium ion binding.